Solanum lycopersicum (tomato) is the source of this 1587-nucleotide messenger RNA. RefSeq lists its product as uncharacterized. Gene Ontology annotation, molecular function: zinc ion binding; nucleic acid binding. The record is from RefSeq and is a predicted model, not a curated record. NCBI's taxonomy places the organism in Eukaryota, Viridiplantae, Streptophyta, Magnoliopsida, Solanales, Solanaceae.
AUGACCGUCGAAUCCACCAAACCCAGCACCAUUUCCGCAACGAUUGCUGCGAAGAUUCUGAUCCAUGAUCCGAGCUCCGUCUACUAUUUACACCCGUCAGAAGGACCAAGCAAUUCUCUAACCAAAUACCUACUGAAGGGAGAUAAUUUUGACUUUUGGGAGCAAGCUAUUUGUAAUGUACUCGAAGGCAAAAGCAAGAUUGGUUUUUUAUAUGAAAAGGGUUUUCGAAAACCCACGAACGAGUUGGAACUUGAUGCCUUGAAAGCGAACAACUCAAUCAUAUGUUCGUGGAUUUUUAACAGUGCUGACGAGACAAUCCAGCCAAGUAUCGUCGCUCACCAAAUUGCCCACGAAUUAUGGACUGAUAUAACGGCAAGGUACAAAAGCACGAAUGCUCCAAGAUCGUGGCAGUUGAAGUCCGAUCUACAAAUGUUGAGACAAAAAGGUCAAUCUGUAGUCUCGUUCUACAAUCAGUUUAUAAAUAUUUGGAACCAAUUGUAUGGUUCGAUUGAUCCAAACUGCGGGUGUAUAUGUCCUGUAGGUGCAAAAAUGCUUCUUCGAUUUGAGGAGGAGAAGACACAUGCGUUUCUUCUCGGACUCGAUGAUGCACAGUUCGGAGCCACUCGCUCCGAGAUCUUCGGCACCCAUCCACUUUUUGUUCUCAAUGAAGCCUACUAUCUUGUCUCUCAAGAGGAGAGACACAAGUCGAUUGUGUGUAACCGCGAUGACCACACCGAUGGACUAGCAUUCGCGGUUGAAACUCAACCCACACCACCUCUGAAAUACAAAUGCACCCAUUGCGGGAAAAAUGGUCAUUCUGCAGAACGGUGCUUUAUUUUGAUUGGCUUUCCCAGCGGAGGAAGAAGGGGUCGUGAGGGAGGACGCGGGGGUCGAAGAGGUCAAGGUCCACCAUCUGGCCGUGAACAAUCUGCAGGCCGCGGUGGUGGCAUGGCUGCACACACAGACAGUCCAACUUCACCAGCAGUGACGAUCGGCAACAGCCAAGGCGGGAACUUUCCAAGGCUGUCGGCUGAGCAGAUGACUCGAUUAUUAAAUAUGCUCGACACUCCUACACAAUCAAGAAAUAACACGGGUACGGUUCAUGCUUUGUCACCCGAUUGGUUAAUUGAUAGUGGUGCUUCACAUCACAUGACGGGUAAUUUUUCAUCACUUUAUGAUAUUAUGUCUGUCCCUGAGUGUUCUAUUGGUCUCCCGGAUGGCACUCGUGUUGUGGCAAAUUAUUGUGGUAGUGUACAAAUUUCUGCCAAUUUAAUAUUGAAAAAUGUGUUGUUCGUCCCUAAUCUGAAAUGCCACUUGAUUUCUGUUGGAUGCCUGAUUAAGUUCAACAAUUGUCGUGUGAUUUUUGAUGAUUGUUGUUGUGUGUUAUUGGUUUGUGUUUCGACAACGGAGAUUGGUCGGGGUACAGCUCGUAACGGGGUAUACGUGUUCCAGUCUCAAGCUUUCGUUUCCGCUUCUAGAGUCGACCAGGUCGAGUUGUUGCACAAGCGACUGGGUCAUCCAUCUCCUACAAUUUUAUGUUCCCCUUCUUUUAAUAAAACCCCCUCAGAUAUCAAACGAUUAGAGUAG